GAGAGAGAAUCCGGGCUCCUCUUCGCCAGUCAACUGCCUCAACUGCGAAGCGAGUGUGACCGACCGGCGGUGCCUCCUCCUCCCCGCUGGUUCCUCUUUUCCUGAGAGUUUCUCCUCGCGCGCAGGUCGUGAAGAUGCACCGUCCUGCCCAGGGACCGGCGUUGGUACUGUCGGUGGCUUUGUGGAUUUUCUGCCACGUCAACAGUGUGCACGGAGCUUUGCCAACAUCUCAGAAGUGUGACGAGGCUCUAGCUUCUCCUCUUCCUCACACGGCCUUCACCAGCUCGUCCGUGUUCUCCAACGGCUACGCACCCGGAUAUGCGAAGCUCAACAGGAGAGGAGGUGCUGGUGGCUGGUCUCCUCUGGACAGUGACCAUUACCAGUGGCUACAGGUGGACCUUGGAUCAAGAAAGCAGGUUAGCGCCAUAGCAACACAGGGUCGCUAUAGCAGCUCCGAUUGGACGACGCGGUACCGUCUCCUCUACAGCGACACAGGAAGGAACUGGAAACCAUAUCACCAAGACGGCAACAUUUGGGCCUUCUCCGGGAACUCCAACUCGGAGAGCUCAGUCCGCCACGAGCUACAGCAGGGAAUCAUGGCGCGCUUCCUGAGGCUCGUUCCGCUGGACUGGAGCGAGGAGGGACGGAUCGGUCUGCGGGUAGAAGUUUACGGCUGCUCCUACUGGGCGGGCGUGAUCAACUUUGACGGACAGGGUGUCAUCUCUUAUCGCUUUAAGGUGAAGAAGAUGAAGAUCAUUAAGGACGUGAUCGCACUGAGGUUCAAGACGUCAGAGAGUGACGGUGUGAUUCUUCACGGGGAGGGACAGCAGGGCGACUACAUCACCCUGGAGCUUCGCAUGGCCAAGCUGCUGCUGCAGAUAAACCUGGGCAGUAAUCAGUAUGGAUCUAUCCUGGGGCAUACCUCUGUGACCACCGGCAGCCUCUUGGAUGACAAUCACUGGCACGCGGUGGUGAUCGAACGCUACCGGCGGAAUGUUAACUUCUCCUUGGACAGUCACACUCAGCACUUCAGGACCAACGGAGAGUUUGACCACCUCGAUUUGGACUACGAGUUGAGUUUUGGGGGUAUGCCGUACAGCGGGAAGCCCGUCGGAGGAGGAAGGAAGAACUUUAAAGGCUGCAUGGAGAGCAUCAACUACAAUGGAGACAACAUUACUGACCUGGCCCGCCGAAAGAAGCUGGACACCUCCAGCUUUCGUAACCUGUCCUUCUCCUGCGUGGAGACCCACACCUUCCCGGUCUUUUUCAAUGCCACCAGCUUCUUGCAACUGCCGGGUCGGGCAAAUCACGACACAAUAUCUGUGAGCUUCCAGUUUCGUACAUGGAACCCUGAUGGGCUCCUCCUCUUCAGUAAUCUUGAUGACGGGACGCUGGAGAUCUCCCUGGAGGACAGCAAGGCUGCAGUUCAUAUCAAUGUUACCAUGGGGACCAGAAACAACCGCGUAGACUUAUCGUCAGGUUCGGGCCUUAACGACGGUCAGUGGCAUGCCAUACGCUUGGUCGCCAAGGAGAACUUUGCCAUGUUGACCAUAGACGGCGAGGAGGCGUCUGCUGUGCGCUCCACCUUGCCUCUCACCAUUACCACAGGAGGAACCUACCACUUGGGAGGGUACUUUCUCCAGACGCUGUUCCCACCCUCCCAGCGUACCUUCCAGGGCUGCAUGCAAGCAAUCUUGGUUGACGACCAAGCAGCUGAUUUGCAUGCAGUGGAAAAAGGCACCGUGGGAGCUUUUGAGAAUAUCAGCCUCGACAUGUGUGCAAUUAUAGACAGGUGUAUGCCGAACCAUUGUGAGCACGGUGGGCGGUGCAAGCAGACCUGGGACAGUUUCAGCUGUACCUGCGAUGGAACCGGAUACACUGGAGCCACCUGCCACACUUCGAUCUAUGAGCCGUCAUGUGAGGCCUAUAAGCACCUGGGCAGGUCCUCUGACACCUACUGGAUCGACCCCGACAGCAGCGGGCCCCUUGGCCCCUUCAAAGUCAAUUGCAACAUGACAGACGACAAAGUGUGGACGACCGUCAUGAACAACCUGCCACCCAAAAUCGCAGUGACCGGCUCCAGCAGAGAAAGACGCACCGUCUUACAGGUCAACUACAGCACCUCCAUGGAACAGGUGACAGCCAUCACCACCAGCGCAGAAUACUGUGAGCAGCAAAUCGCCUACAGCUGUCGCAUGUCCAGGCUGCUCAACACUCCAGAUGGGACCCCGUACACAUGGUGGGUUGGCCGGGGCAGCGAGAAGCACUUCUACUGGGGGGGCUCGGGGCCCGGCAUCCAGAAGUGCGCCUGUGGCAUCGACAGGAACUGCACGGACCCCAAAUACGACUGCAACUGCGAUGCUGACAGCAAACAAUGGAGAGAGGAUUCUGGCCCGCUGACAUAUAAGGAACACCUGCCAGUCAGCCAGGUUGCCGUGGGUGACACCAACAGACCGGGCUCUGAAGCCAAGCUGACUGUCGGACCGCUGCGUUGCCAAGGAGAUAAUAACUACUGGAAUGCUGCAUCCUUCACCACCCCGUCAUCCUACUUGCACUUUGCCACCUUCCAUGGGGAGACCAGCGCCGACAUCUCCUUCUACUUCAAGACCAGUGCGCCCUACGGCGUCUUCCUGGAAAACCUGGGAAACACAGACUUCAUUCGCUUGGAGCUCAAAUCUCCUAAAGUCAUCUCCUUCUCCUUCGACGUUGGAAACGGACCGGUGGAGUUGACGGUGCAUUCGGCCGCGCCCCUCAACGACGACCAGUGGCACCGCGUGAGUGCCGAGCGGAACGUGAAGGAGUCGGUCCUUCAGCUGGACCAAACUCAGCGGGCGUCCCGGCUCGCUCCCGCUCAGGGCCACACGCGGCUCGAGCUGUUCAGCCAACUCUACGUGGGUGCGGCGGGGGGGCAGAGGGGCUUCCUGGGCUGCAUCCGAGCCCUGCGGAUGAACGGCAUCACCCUGGACCUGGAGGAGAGGGCCAAGGUCACGCCCGGGGUCAAGCCAGGUUGCCAAGGCCACUGCACCAGUUUUGGGAUGUACUGCCGCAACGGAGGGAAGUGCGUGGAGAGGUACAACGGCUACCUGUGUGACUGCAGCACCACCGCCUACGACGGCCCGUUCUGCACCAGAGAUGUCGGCGGCUUCUUCGAGGCAGGAACAUUGGUCAAAUACAACUUCAUGCCGCAGGCGGUCGCAGGAGCCAGCAGGGACUCAAAGACCCUGACGCGCCAGCAGGCGCCACAUGAGGUGAACCUCACAAAGGAGGAAGUGGCGUUCAGUUUCAGCACCUCCAACGCUCCAGCCAUUCUGAUGUAUGUCAGCUCCAAGACGCAGGAUUAUCUGGCCGUGGUCUUGAGGCAGAACGGUUCACUACAGGUCCGGUAUUACCUGGGAGGUCUGAAGGAGCCAUUCUCCAUAGACGUGGACCAGCGUAACCUGGCCAACGGACAGCCACAUAGCAUUAACAUGUCCCGUGUGGACCGCAGCAUCACCAUCCAGCUGGAUCAUUACCCUGCAGUCAGCUACACGCUGCCAGACGAGUCGGACACACAGUUCAGCCUGGUGAAGACGCUGUUUUUGGGGAAAGUCUUCGAAACUGGACAUAUAGACCCCGACCUCAUCAAGCGUUACAACACCCCAGGCUUCAUUGGGUGUCUUUCGCGGGUACAGUUCAACGGCGUCGCGCCCCUCAAGACCGCACUGAGAGCCGCCGCGCGGAACCAGGCGACACCGAUAGCCGGCCAGCCGGACAGGCCGCCUGCUGCCGCCUCGCCGGUGUCUUACCAGGGCAAACUGGUGGAGUCCAACUGCGGGUCGUCGCCUCUCACCAUCCCACCGAUGUCUGCUGCGACGGAUCCCUGGCAUCUGGACAACACGGAUGCCGAGCUUCCCAUCAAUGAGGAGCGAGUGAUUCCUGAUGGCGUCAACAGAGACUCGGCCAUCAUUGGCGGCAUCAUCGCCGUCGUGUUGUUCACCAUCUUGUGCACUCUGGUGUUCCUGAUCCGCUACAUGUUCCGUCACAAAGGCACCUACCACACCAACGAGGCCAAGGGCGGCCGCGAGCAGGCCGGCGAGUCGGCGGACACGGCCAUCAUCGGCACCGACAACCAAAAGACCAUCGACGAGUCGAAGAAGGAGUGGUUCAUCUAACGUGCCGCAGAGGAAGGGGGGGGGGGGUCGAAUCAAACGACCGAUCACAGGAACGAUGGCGGGGAGGGAAUUCAGUAGGACAAUAAUCUCCUGGAGAGGGCGCGGCCGUGGGAGAGACGUGUACAGAAAUAUAUUUCGUUUAUUGGUUGUUUUUUUUAUAUAUUCAGAGUAUUAGAAAGAGAAGGGGAGCGCAGCCCUGAGAGACUCUACAUGUAAAUACCAACCGGCUUGUCCUUCUUUGUAUUGUGCUUGGGAGUUUUCAAGAGUCCUUUAAAUACUGUUUAUGACAAAUAAUUAUACUCACUGGGUUGUGUGAUAGCACAGAUUUAUUUCCAGUCUCUGUUUUUCAUUUUCAUUUAAUUUUUUAACAAAAAUCUUAUAUCAAAAAUGAUCAAAUCAAAAUGCCAAACUUAAUUUUUCUUUUCUUUACCAGUCUGUCCCGCUCAUAUCCGUCGAAUGACAUGCCACUCAUAUUGUGGUAAUACAGAGUUGAAUAUGGAUGCCAAAACUCACUGUGUAAAUAUAAUAUUUUGUGUUUUCUUUCUUUUUCUUAAAAGAUUUAUUCAGAGUCCAUAACAUAGAUCUAUAUUACAAUAAUAUCAUCUGUCCAUCCAUUAUAUUAUAUAUGAUUUGACUAUAGAGUUUUACGUUUAAAUCUCAUGACAUUCGAUUGUACGGGUCACAUUUCUUUCCGAGGAAGAGCAGAGGAGGUUUUUUUUUUUCUUAGAGCAUGGCGGGAUAUCAUAACACUCCAUAAGCACGGCAGCUUUCUUUUCAUUUUGGACGCGUCGAACCGCGAUCCUUUCCUUCAGCAGUCCGUUUGUUCUUUGCCAAAACACUUGAGUCUUAUGUCGUUACUGGCUUAAAUUAGGAGUUUAUUCAAUGACAUUAGACUGACGUAUGUUUGCCGUGUGUUCAUGCAUCUGUGUGUGUGCGUGUGUGUUGGUCCGAUGAAAAGAACUUGGUGUGUUGGAAAGAAGGGGUGCCAUAUGAAACACACUUAAUGAGCCCUGCUGAGGCUCCAGACGUCAUGCAUUCAGUGCUUGAAAGCAGUACAAAUUAAAAA
Messenger RNA from Gasterosteus aculeatus aculeatus (three-spined stickleback), 5217 nucleotides. RefSeq names its product contactin associated protein 2a (gene cntnap2a). Lineage: Eukaryota; Metazoa; Chordata; Actinopteri; Perciformes; Gasterosteidae. The record is from RefSeq and is a predicted model, not a curated record.